Camellia sinensis is the source of this 936-nucleotide messenger RNA. Lineage: Eukaryota; Viridiplantae; Streptophyta; Magnoliopsida; Ericales; Theaceae. The record is from RefSeq and is a predicted model, not a curated record.
AUGAGGAACAGUGCCUUCAACUUAUGGAAGAACAAAGGCCUUAAGGAAGUUCUUGCAAAUGGGGAGGGUUUCAUUUUCUUCAUCUUCGAAAGCCCUACCUGUUGCAGUGAGGUCCUUAAAAGGGGACCAUGGUACAUUGGGGUAUUCUAUUUAAUUCUCAAGAAAUGGACUCGGAUGAUGCGGUUAACCAAAGACAAAAUCCAAAAGGUGCCUGUUUGGGUAAAAUUUUUCAAUGUCCCGAUGGAAUACUGGGAUAGUGAUGGAUUAAGUAGGAUUGCAAGUGCAGUGGGCAUCCCAUUAUUCAUGGAUCAUCUUACUGAUAAGGGGACUAGAGGUCUCCCAGUAAAGUGUGAGCGCUGUUCUGUUUUUGGUCAUGACACAACGAAAUGUGUUACUACCCAAGUAGCUAAGUUGGUCAACCUCCAGAAAGAAACUGAGAACAAUCCGGACCCUGGGUGGAGCAUUGUAAAAGCAAAAGGAAAAAGGAAAGUGGGAGACCCAGACCCUACAGAGGAAGAAAUGGGUGAACCAGAAUCAAGAGAGGAAGAUAUGGUAAAUGGAGUGGCUAGAGAUGCCUCGGAUGGGGAUGUCCAAGUUUUAGAGGAUGUGAAUAAUGUUCAGGUCUCAGCAAAGUCUAACAAAUCUGAGCUCAGGAACACUGGAACAAGUGCGGGCACUCAAAAUGCUUCAGGUGUAGUUGCUGUUAGCUCAGGAAAAACCAUGCCCCCCAACUCAGAUGGUCUAGCAGAUAUCCAGAAUGAGCUUCUAGAUAUUGCAAUGCUAGCCCUCCCUGGGAACUCAGAAAUUUUGGAGAAAGUGAAGAAUUUGUCUACUUCUGUGGAGAGCACACCAGACACUCCUGGCACUCUUCCUGCAAGAUCCACCACCAGAAAAUCCUCUGGCAAGGGUAAAGGCCAAAGGAAGAAAACCAGUUAA